AUGGCCGCCGCUAUCACCGACAUGGCCGACCUGGAGGAGCUCUCCCGCCUGAGCCCUCUGCCCCCCGGCAGCCCUGGUUCGGCGGCUCGGGACCGGGCUGAGCCCCCCGAGGAGGAGGAGGAAGAGGAGGAGGAGGAAGAGGAGGCGGAGGCCGAGGCGGUGGCGGCGCUGCUGCUGAACGGCGGCAGCGGUGGGGGCGGCGGAGGCGGCGGCGGAGUUGGGGGCGGCGAGGCGGAGACGAUGUCGGAGCCGAGCCCCGAGAGCGCCAGCCAGGCCGGGGAGGACGAGGACGACGAGGAGGACGACGAGGAGGAGGAGGAUGAGAGCAGCAGCAGCGGCGGGGGUGAGGAGGAGAGUAGCGCCGAGAGCCUGGUGGGCAGCAGCGGCGGGAGUAGCAGCGACGAGACCCGCUCGCUGAGCCCCGGCGCCGCCAGCAGCAGCAGCGGGGAUGGGGACGGCAAGGAGGGCCUGGAGGAGCCCAAGGGACCACGGGGCAGCCAGGGCGGCGGCGGGGGCGGCAGCAGUAGCAGCAGCGUCGUCUCCAGCGGCGGCGACGAGGGCUACGGGACCGGGGGAGGCGGAAGCAGCGCGACCUCCGGGGGCCGGCGAGGCAGCUUGGAGAUGUCGUCGGAUGGGGAACCCCUGAGCCGCAUGGACUCGGAGGACAGCAUAAGCAGUACUAUAAUGGAUGUAGACAGCACAAUUUCCAGUGGGCGUUCAACUCCAGCAAUGAUGAAUGGACAAGGAAGCACUACUUCUUCAAGCAAAAAUAUUGCCUAUAAUUGUUGUUGGGACCAGUGCCAGGCUUGCUUCAACUCUAGCCCAGAUCUGGCAGAUCACAUCCGUUCCAUACAUGUAGAUGGUCAGCGAGGAGGGGUAUUUGUUUGCUUAUGGAAAGGUUGUAAAGUAUAUAAUACUCCAUCAACCAGUCAAAGCUGGUUACAAAGGCAUAUGCUGACACACAGUGGAGACAAACCUUUCAAGUGUGUUGUUGGUGGCUGCAAUGCCAGCUUUGCUUCUCAGGGAGGGCUAGCUCGCCAUGUACCCACACACUUCAGUCAGCAGAACUCCUCAAAAGUUUCUAGCCAGCCAAAGGCCAAAGAAGAAUCUCCUUCUAAAGCUGGAAUGAACAAAAGGAGGAAAUUAAAGAACAAAAGACGACGCUCAUUACCACGACCACAUGAUUUCUUCGAUGCACAAACACUGGAUGCGAUAAGACAUCGAGCCAUAUGCUUUAACCUCUCAGCUCAUAUAGAAAGUUUAGGGAAGGGACACAGUGUCGUUUUUCAUAGUACUGUAAUAGCUAAAAGAAAAGAAGAUUCUGGGAAGAUAAAACUUUUGCUUCAUUGGAUGCCUGAAGACAUUCUGCCUGAUGUGUGGGUGAAUGAAAGUGAACGACAUCAGUUAAAAACUAAAGUAGUUCAUUUAUCAAAGCUACCCAAAGAUACUGCCUUGCUUUUGGACCCAAACAUAUACAGAACAAUGCCGCAGAAGAGGUUGAAGAGAACUCUGAUAAGAAAAGUGUUCAAUUUGUAUUUAAGCAAACAGUGAACGACGUUUGCAAUCAACUAAAAAUUCGUCUAUCGAAUUAGGGCUGAAAAUUACUGUUAAAGAGUGUUGCAGUAUGUCUGGUGGCUCCCUUUUCAGGACUAGGGCUUUCUCAUGGAGUACAGUACGUUCAUAUUUACCUAUAUAACUAAUCUGUUAACGGUUUUUGAAAAACCUUUCAAAUUAUUUGAAUAAUUUUCAUAUUUUCAUUUAACCUAAAUGACUCUAAUUUUUUUUUCUGAGGAAAUCAUUUGGUUUUUGAGUUGUUUUUUCAUAAUGUAAGAAAAAUUGUAUUUUUUUUACAAGUAUCUUCAAACUGAAUCUUUUAUGCACCAAAGUUGGUUUUGAAAAGGAAAAUAAAAUCACUUUCUUGCUUGGUGAGCAAGAAGCCAUAUCGAUUUUUUUUAACUUACAGAAAUGGAAAUAUGUGUAACUUGUUAGUAUUGUAUUAAACAAAUGUUGCAUAGAGAUAAUAGAACAUUGCUUGUAAAUAAUUCAGCAGAUUUGUAAUAUAUUUUUAUAUUUUGAAAUGUACUGUAGAUGUUUUUCUAGAGGCAUGAAAGUUAAAUGUAUAUAUUAUGGUAGAAAUAAUAUUGAAGGAUAUUGUAAUUCACUAGUGCUGCCGGAGGAAUUGUUAAUAAAAAGCACCUUCUUUAACAAUAAAUGUCUUUCGCAGACUUAAGGGACUAUAUACUACUGUUAAUAUCUAUAAGAACAAAACAAAUUGAACAUCCUUCCAGAAAGUCUUUGAGGGAGGACCUAUACCCAUAAUAGAAUUAUGGCACUCAUUUCUGACAGUGAUCUUGAAAUCAAUUAUUUCCUUACUGUUGGAAGGACAUAUUGUAAAGUAUGUGGUUAUAUGCAGUGAAACUGCAGAAAAUACUCCUGAUUGAGGAGUUUUCACUUUACUACAGUGAUAUAAAAACCAGCAGUUUUUACACUAAAUUUUUUAAAGAAAUAAUAGACAAAAAUAUAGAAUUAAACCUUUGGUUCCAAAAUGGCAAAGGUUCCAUGAUACAUAAAUCAUUUCUCAUUUCCUUUACAAAAUUAAAAAAUGUAAAAAUUAUGAGAGACUUUAUUCAUUAACAAUGGGGUAAAGAGCUAUAUACAUGAAAUGAGUCUUAUAAAAUUAAAUGACGUGCAAAUAAAAGCACUGCUACUAUAAGACAUUCUGGAAUGGUUGUUUAAUAAGGGUAUUAUCCAUUUGAUCUAUAGCAAUGUGAUUUUAUUUUUUAAAAGAAAAGCAGUGUUUUUUUUUGUUUGUUUGUUUUCUUUUGCUUAAGCACUUCAUCAAUUGCUUUAUUCUGUAUCUGCGAAGUAAUCUGCAAUCUUUUUUGUUCUUUUUAAAAUUUGAUUUGUUAUAAAAUUGCCAAAUAGAAGUGUUUCAGAUACAUAGUUUGUACCUGUAUUUUUAUUUUAUUGCCUCAUGUUCUUGUAAGUCAUUCUUAAUUGACCAAUGAUUGUAGACCUUGCUUGAGUAUUUUUUCUAAUAAAACAGCAAAUCACAUAUAGCUUCAAAUUGUUAACAAUUUAAUUCAAUUUUAAAAAUGACACCUGAAAAGAUACAUCUGAUAUUUUCUAAAGAGCACAGCAAAUAAGUUUUUUCAUUGUGUAGAAAUACUUAGAUGUCAAAACCAGAUUUCCUGAUUCUUGAUUAACUACUGAGUAUUCAAUCACUCAUAAUUCUUUUGCUGCUUAUCUGAUGUUGAUUUGAUACUGUUGAUUAACACACCAAAAAGUAUAUGGAAUUGAAGUGAGCUAGCUUUAUAACUUGUAUGUAUACAUAUAUACACAUAAUAUCCAAUUAUGAUUGGGUAAUAAGUGUGAAAAUUUUAAUUUGUGGUUUUCAUUUAUUAAUGUCUACCCAUCUGUAUUGUUCUCCUACCUUCUAAUAUGAUGUAUUUGUAAUAUGACACCUGAAAUAAGUCUGUCGUCCAGAAUUUAUGUAUUGUUCAGCAUCAAGCAAACUACAGCUCACAAGCAUACCCAUUUAUAUGUUUGUUUUCUAUGCCUGCUUAACCCUGCAUUGGCAGAAUUGAGUGGUGAGACCUUAGGUCCUGCAAGCCCCAAAUUUUUAGUACAGGUUGGCAAUCCCUAAUCCAAAAAUCUGAAAUAAAAAAUGCUCCAAAGUCCAAAACUUUCUGAGUGCUGACAUCAUGCUGCAAGUGGAAAAUUCCACCCCAAUCCGCACGUGAUUGGUCAUAGUCAAAACGUAAUUACAAAUUUGUUUCAUGCAUAAAAUUAUUAAAACAGUUGUGUAAAAUUACCUUCAGUCUAUGUGUAUAAGGUGUAUAUGAGAUAUAAAUGAACUUUAUGUUUAGUCUUGGAUCUCAUUUCUUGAGUCUUAUGUAUAUGCAAAUACUCGAAAAUUUGAAAGAAUCCAAAAUCUGAAAUACUUCUGGUCCCAAGCAUUUCGGAUAAGGGAUACUCAGCCUGUCUCCGAUCCUUUAAGAAAAAGGUUUUGGUUCCUUUGUCUAGCUGACAAAAAGUUUGGAAACAUAUACCUAGACCGCACAACUUGCAUUUUAAUAUGAUAAUGUUGAUCUUGGUGAUAAGCCAGCACAUUAAAUUUUAGUGUAAGUGGUUUAAUAUAUUUUACAGUAAAUAUUGCCAUAUCAGGUACCUACAACAAAUGGUGGUUUUUUGGAAACUUUUACAUUGGGUUUUUUAAUAGUUAUUAAUAGUCCUUCAUUUCAUCA
Sapajus apella (tufted capuchin) is the source of this 4247-nucleotide messenger RNA. RefSeq names its product AE binding protein 2 (gene AEBP2). Gene Ontology annotation, biological process: regulation of transcription by RNA polymerase II. The transcript has 9 exons. The coding region runs from base 1 to 1551 and encodes 516 amino acids. The record is from RefSeq and is a predicted model, not a curated record. Gene Ontology annotation, cellular component: ESC/E(Z) complex. NCBI's taxonomy places the organism in Eukaryota, Metazoa, Chordata, Mammalia, Primates, Cebidae.